Molecule: messenger RNA, 204 nt
Organism: Haemonchus placei
Lineage: Eukaryota; Metazoa; Nematoda; Chromadorea; Rhabditida; Trichostrongylidae
Source: the annotation of a GenBank genome assembly
AUGUCCGCGUCUACACUUGUUAUCCCUGUCAUCCCUGAUGAAACACGUACGGCACGUGCUAUAUCUGAAAAAACCUGUGAAGACACAACUAUCCUGUCUUAUCUUCCCUUAUCUUACCUCGAAGCAUCCAAAGAGGUCAGGACCUCAUUUUGCUGCUGUUGUUCACACAGGAGUGUGAUUGAAAAUCAGCAAGCGUCUGAAAUG